Thlaspi arvense is the source of this 748-nucleotide messenger RNA. The record is from the annotation of a GenBank genome assembly. NCBI's taxonomy places the organism in Eukaryota, Viridiplantae, Streptophyta, Magnoliopsida, Brassicales, Brassicaceae.
AUGAAUAAAACCAAUCGAGUGAAUGAGAAACCUCCACCGCGAAUGUGUCCCCGGUGUGACUCAAACAACACCAAAUUCUGUUACUACAACAACCAUUGUAUGUCUCAGCCGCGCUAUUUCUGCAAGAACUGUCGUAGAUAUUGGACUCAUGGUGGGACUUUAAGAGACAUACCGAUUGGUGGAAGUAGCCGUAAAUCCAAGCGUCCAAAAAAGGUUCAAGAAACCAACAAGGUUGGUGGAUCUUCUGGUGAGUCUUCUUCUUCUGUUGGGAACCAUUUCGGUUCUUCGCUUGAGGUUCAUCCUGAUAUGAUAAAUGUGCUUCCAAUUCGAACUUUUCCACCAAUAGAGGCUUCAUAUGUUUCGGAUGAAUCAUUCCUACCAAAUUAUUAUAAUUUUGGAUCAAAUGAUUUGGUUGGUCAUCCUUUAAUAAAUCAAUCAAGUGGUGGAUCUGGUGGCGUGAACUCUGAUCCAAACAGCAACCGCAUAAAUCAAGAGAAUCUAAACAACUGAAGUUAAAGCUCCAACAAUACUAUAAACAUAGUCUGCAACACAUGUGUACUUAAAUCCUCCUAUCAAUUGAAGAAUCAUGGUCCAUAAAUUUUAACCAUUAGUAGCUUAAUGUUUCAGUUUUUAUAUUAUUUUUCCUUUUCUUCUUUAAUGUUUUCUGUUAUUUUUUUUCCUAAAACAUUCCGACAUAAAUGCUUGUCUGAUCUUUUUUCUAAUUAAUAUAAUGAAGAUUCAUCUUAUU